GAGAAAAACUUUUGAUUCCAGUAUAUACAUUGUAUUGCAAAAUUGUUCCUAGAAGAUUUUUACAAUUCUUCUACAAAUUUGCUUGUGCUUGUUUUUUCUUCAACUAGAAACACAAUGGCUCUUAAAACUAAGAAUUCAGAUUCUUUCAAGGCUGUGGAAACUAAUAACAGGCUGGAGAAUAUCUCCCAAGAUGAAUCCAAAACCAACCAAAAUGUGCGAGUUAAAAAAAGGAUACCAGGCAUUGUGUACAUGUCUACAGUACCUUUUGGUAUGACCAUCCAAGGAAUUGUUAGUCUUCUUUCCAAAUUUGGGGAAAUUGGACGAGUUUUCUUCCAGAAUGCAGAGAAAGAAAAUUACAUUGGAGGAGAGAGUGGUGGCUCAUAUGGACGCUCUGUAGCCAAGGCCAAGAGCACCCGACACAGACGCACCAUCCGCUACAGUGAGGCUUGGAUAGAGUUCCUGUCGAAGCGACGAGCAAAGUGGGUUGCUGAGAUGCUCAAUAACACUCCGGUGGGAGGCAAGAAGAAAGCUAUCUAUUAUGACUGCCUCUGGAACAUGAAAUAUAUAUCCAAGUUGAAGUGGGACAUGCUUAGUCGGCGCAUUAAAUACGAGCGUGAGAUGCGGCAGAGACAGCUGGCCAAUGAAGUGAGGCAGGUGGCUGAGGAGACCGAGCAAUACAUCAAGGCAGCGCAGGUGGCUGAACGUCUCGAGAAGAAAGGAGCACUCGCUGGGGGCAAGGCAAACUCUAAGGCAGCCGUCGGUAUUAAGCAGAGGUUAACUGAAGAAGAAAUUCUUAAGAAGCAGGAGCUCAAGAAAUUAAAAGAACAGAAAUAUAAAACAAAGAUUCAGAAAGCCAAAGCAAGGAAAAUUAAAAACAAGAAUUCAGUUUCAUCUGAAGCUGACAAGAAGUUUAAUGUUUUUGCUGAGAAAUAAAACACUUUGAACUUA
Molecule: messenger RNA, 948 nt
Organism: Hyalella azteca
Lineage: Eukaryota; Metazoa; Arthropoda; Malacostraca; Amphipoda; Hyalellidae
Product: pre-rRNA-processing protein ESF2
Exons: 3
Coding region: 115-933 (272 amino acids)
Biological process (GO): endonucleolytic cleavage in 5'-ETS of tricistronic rRNA transcript (SSU-rRNA, 5.8S rRNA, LSU-rRNA); endonucleolytic cleavage in ITS1 to separate SSU-rRNA from 5.8S rRNA and LSU-rRNA from tricistronic rRNA transcript (SSU-rRNA, 5.8S rRNA, LSU-rRNA); endonucleolytic cleavage to generate mature 5'-end of SSU-rRNA from (SSU-rRNA, 5.8S rRNA, LSU-rRNA)
Cellular component (GO): nucleolus
Molecular function (GO): RNA binding
Source: RefSeq, a predicted model, not a curated record